AUGCCAUUGCCCGAGCUGUCGCAGCCUGGCACAACCGACGCCCAGCCGGACGGGAUUCAAAAUGGCCCUGGAAUGUUGAACGCCGUCGUGGAUUUUAACCCUGAUGCCGCUUCUGGGCAUCUGGCAGACCAAGGAACGAAUGGAUCCGAUGCGAUCGCGGAAGGAAAGCAGAAUGCGAAGGCUGUUCUAGCGGCCUCGGGCGUGUCGACCCUCCCCGAGGCGAGCCAUGACGCCUCCCAGCCGGGCAGCACCAAUGGAAUGGCUUCGAGUAAAAAACGAUCGCGAGAUGGAGCCCUGAUCCAACCAUCGUCUCCCGGUGAAGCUCUCCCUGUGCGCGUGCGCGAGACCCCAACAGAGAAGAUCUUAUUGGAGGAAUAUGUGAAUCGCGAAUUCCGACAUUCCGCUUUGACUGCAUGGCACAAUCCGAGCCAGGAGCUCCAGCAAGAGAAGCGUGCGGAGCGCGAUUACUAUCUAACCCUACGACGCGAGAACCAUAUGAACCCUGGCGCCCUCUACGGUGCUGGCUAUGAAGGCUUUGGUAAUGCACGAACCGACCUGCGCAAUCAACACCCACAAUUGCUAUAUCCCGCAAAUCGGCGUCGCCCUGGAAAUCGCAGAACUCGUGAGCUGCGUGUCUCGCGAAAGGACCUGAAGACUCAGAACGAGCAGAUCGAGGACCUGGUUCCCAUCAGGCUAGAUGUCGACUGGGAGAAGAUCAAAAUCCGAGAUACCUUCACAUGGAACCUGCAUGACCGUGUCGUUUCCCCGGAACUAUUUGCGGAGAAACUCGUGGAAGAUUUUGGACUUCCGCUCGAGUCCUGUGCUCCCCUGGUGAGAAUGAUUACGCAGAGCAUCCAAGAGCAGCUGUGUGACUACUACCCCCAAAUCCAUAUGGAAGAACAGCCGCUAGAUCCUCACCUCCCAUACACUGCCUAUAAGAAUGACGAAAUGCGCAUAUUGGUUAAACUCAACAUUACCAUUGGCCAGAAUACAUUAAUCGAUCAAUUCGAGUGGGACAUCAAUGAUCCCCAUAACAGCCCCGAAGAAUUCGCCGCGCACAUGACUCAAGACCUCUCUCUUUCGGGUGAAUUCACAACGGCGAUCGCCCAUUCGAUUCGUGAACAAUCACAGCUGUUUACUAAAUCCCUCUACAUCCUCUCACAUCCGUUUGACGGACGUCCUGUUGAUGACCCUGACCUCAAAACGGCAUUCUUGCCUACUCCCCUCACCUCCUCCUUCAGACCCUUCCAAGCCGCUAAGGAAUUUACACCUUACUUGUAUGAACUUAACGAAGCAGAGCUGGAGCGAACCGAGGUAUCUAUAUCGAGAGAUCAACGGCGACAAAAACGGUCUGUCAACCGUCGGGGUGGACCAGCGUUGCCUGACCUCAAAGACCGCCAGCGCACUAUUCGAACAUUGCUUGUCUCGUCUGUUAUUCCUAAUACCGCAUCGUCCAUGGAAGAGAGUAACGUGUUCAAGCGGUCCGGUUCAAGUCGCCAUCGACGUGCUGCGGUUGGAUUGAGAGAUGGAGGGGAUGAGUCGGAGGAAUCAGAUAGCGAUGAAUCUUCGUUGGUCGGGUCUCCCGCUAUUGGACCACAUCUUGCCCAAGGUACUGCCCGCACGAGAGGUAUGCGUGGGGCGGCUACUGCUGCGCAUGCGGCUCUGCGGGCGAACCUGGGUCAGUCGGCAACACCGGAACCCCAUCAUGAGCCUAGGGCCUCUGUUCGCAGGCAAAUAUAUCGCGAGGAGACACCGGAAGAGCAAGACAAACUGGUUGUGACCCUCAAAAUCCCCAAGGAGAAGUUGCGCCAAGUCCUUACCGGUAGUCUAAAGCCGAAUCCAGCCGUCCCUUCAUCCCAACAAAGCACACCACAGCUUCGAACACCAACUCCAAGCUCUGCCGCAACCCCAUCGCACCCACAAGCUCGACUAUCAGGCUCAGGCCGAACGGGCCCAGCUCAUCACCUUGGAGCCAUAGAAGCCCCUAACCCCCCUCAACCAGGUGUCCCUGGGCCAUCCCCUCCAAGCUGGCUUGUAGCAGGACUUGCUCGGCUCAAACGCUCUUAUCCCAAUGAUUCUUUCGAAGGAGUGAUGCGCUAUACAGCGGUCGAUACCGAAACCAUGCUUCCUGUGGCCAACGCCAACAGUCAACCGGGACACAAGCUCAAAUAUCUUUACCUUCCUCGUAUCCGGUGCCACGAUUGCCCGGGAAAGUUAUACACGCCAGGUCCAGGUACGACAGUGGAUAACUUUGAGGUCCAUCUACGCAACCGGCAACACAAAGAGCGUGUGGAGGACCGGAUCACCAAAGCCGCCGCCGCUGCCGCCGCGGGAGGCAACCCAUCUUCGUAA
Molecule: messenger RNA, 2352 nt
Organism: Aspergillus ochraceoroseus IBT 24754
Lineage: Eukaryota; Fungi; Ascomycota; Eurotiomycetes; Eurotiales; Aspergillaceae
Product: SWI/SNF chromatin-remodeling complex subunit SNF5
Exons: 4
Coding region: 1-2352 (783 amino acids)
Biological process (GO): regulation of transcription by RNA polymerase II; chromatin remodeling
Cellular component (GO): nucleus; nuclear chromosome; SWI/SNF complex
Molecular function (GO): transcription coregulator activity
Source: RefSeq, a predicted model, not a curated record